AUGACCACCGCAAACAACUACCUGGCCCCUGCCCUCCCCGCAGACCUUAUCACCGAAUUGAUCCUCUCCCUGGACCUUCCCCGACCGACCCUCGUCGAACCCCUACAAGUAUCCGCCGCCUUCCACACCAUCUACCUCAUCCACUUCAGCCCCGACACGGCGGUCUCGAUCCCCGCCCGCCGUGAACCGGAUGGAUCUGUCAUUCUCGUCCUCCGCGUGUCCGGACGCCAACUACCCACGAUCAAGACCCUCAAUGAAGUCGCAGUGAUGACCUGGGUGCGCCAAAACACCCACAUCCCUGUUCCGGCGGUGGUGCGAUACUCCGCGACCGAGGACAACCCGAUCGGACACGAGUUUACACUUCUGGAGAAGGCGCCUGGGGUGAGCGUGGAGAAAGUGUAUCCGACGCUGAGUAUGGAGAGCAAAACCAAGAUGGUGAAACAAUUGACCGACUAUCUGAUCGAGCUACACGCCCACCCCUGGACGGACGGCUACGUGGGCGGAUUGACGAUCCGCGACGGCGAGAUCGCGUCGGGGCCGCCGAUCGAGGAGACCUAUUGGCAGGCGCCGGAUAUUGCUACCUAUUGGGCGGACAAGCAAACCUUGGAAUCGCUGAACCCAUUCAAAUCGGAUGGUUACGCUAGCUAUACGGCAUACAACGUCGCCUGUUUGGAGCGGUACAUUCACGCGAUGGAAGUGCAUCCCUCGCUCGCAGCCCACCGCGAUCGCAUCCCCCGUUUACGGCAGUUGAUCGCGGCGCUGGAAUCCCCGGAGCAUCAGGCGGAGCUGAACCGGGUUACGUAUGUGCUGGCACACAAGGACCUCCAUUUCGCCAACAUCAUGUGCGACCCGACGGAUCCGGAGUGUCCCAUCACCGCCGUGCUCGACUGGGAGUUCUCGAGUGUGGUGCCGGCGCCGCGAUGGAACCCGGUGCGGGCGUUUGCAUGGAAUUACCGGUACGCGGCCGAGGACAAGGCGGAGCGGAAUCACCUGGAGGAGGUCUUUGCGGAGAUCUGUCGGGCCAAGGGGGCGGGCCACGUGCUGGAGGAGAUGAAGCUGAAUGAGCGCCAGGAGGCCAUGCAGAAGGCCGUCAACCACGUCCGGGCCGUUGUCGAGUCUCAUCAAGUGUAUCAUCAUAAGAUUCUCAUCUCUAUACAAAACUAG
This is a messenger RNA of Aspergillus ibericus CBS 121593, 1164 nucleotides long. RefSeq names its product phosphotransferase family protein. The record is from RefSeq and is a predicted model, not a curated record. NCBI's taxonomy places the organism in Eukaryota, Fungi, Ascomycota, Eurotiomycetes, Eurotiales, Aspergillaceae. The transcript is spliced from 2 exons. Bases 1 to 1164 code for a protein of 387 amino acids.